CUAAACAUUUGCUCAUUCUCACGAUGAGCCAUAACCAGAACCAACCUCACCGGCCAGUCCCGGUCCAUGUCACAAACGCCGAGACAAACCCUAACCCAAACAACCUCCCAAACUUUCUCUUAUCCGUUCGUCUCAAAUACGUAAAACUCGGUUACCAUUACCUAAUCUCCAACGCACUCUACAUCCUCCUCCUCCCUCUCCUCGCCGCAACAAUCGCUAACCUCUCUUCUUUCACCAUCAACGACCUCUCUCUCCUCUACAACACACUCCGUUUCCAUUUCCUCUCCGCCACACUAGCCACCGGACUCUUAAUCUCUCUCUCAACCGCCUACUUCACCACCCGUCCUCGCCGUGUCUUCCUCCUCGACUUCUCAUGUUACAAACCAGACCCUUCACUGAUUUGCACUCGUGAAACAUUCAUGGACAGAUCUCAACGUGUAGGUAUCUUCACAGAAGACAACCUAGCUUUUCAACAAAAGAUCCUUGAAAGAUCAGGUCUAGGUCAAAAAACUUACUUCCCUGAAGCACUUCUUCGUGUUCCUCCUAAUCCUUGUAUGGAAGAAGCGAGGAAAGAGGCAGAGACAGUUAUGUUCGGAGCUAUUGACGCGGUUCUUGAGAAGACCGGUGUUAAACCUAAAGAUAUUGGAAUCCUUGUGGUGAAUUGUAGUUUGUUUAAUCCAACACCGUCACUUUCUGCUAUGAUUGUGAAUAAGUAUAAGCUUAGAGGAAACAUUUUGAGCUAUAAUCUUGGUGGAAUGGGAUGUAGUGCUGGACAUAUCUCCAUUGAUCUCGCUAAACAGAUGCUUCAGGUGCAACCAAACUCAUACGCACUAGUGGUGAGCACAGAGAACAUAACCCUAAACUGGUACUUAGGCAACGACCGAUCGAUGCUUCUCUCUAACUGCAUCUUCCGUAUGGGCGGAGCCGCGGUACUUCUCUCGAACCGCUCCUCCGAUCGUAGCCGUUCAAAAUAUCAGCUCAUCCAUACCGUCCGUACCCACAAAGGAGCUGACGACAACGCAUUCGGCUGCGUUUACCAACGAGAAGACAACAACGCAGAAGAAACCGGCAAAAUCGGAGUCUCCCUCUCUAAAAACCUAAUGGCAAUAGCGGGAGAAGCUCUCAAGACGAACAUCACAACUCUCGGACCACUAGUCCUACCAAUGUCCGAACAACUUCUCUUUUUCGCGACCCUCGUGGCCCGAAAAGUCUUCAAAGUCAAGAAAAUAAAGCCGUACAUUCCCGAUUUCAAGCUAGCUUUCGAGCAUUUCUGUAUCCACGCGGGAGGUAGAGCGGUGCUCGACGAGAUAGAGAAGAACUUGGAUUUAUCCGAAUGGCACAUGGAGCCAUCGAGAAUGACGUUGAACCGGUUUGGUAACACUUCGAGUAGCUCACUUUGGUAUGAGCUUGCGUAUAGUGAAGCUAAAGGAAGGAUUAAGAGAGGAGAUAGGACAUGGCAGAUUGCGUUCGGAUCGGGUUUUAAGUGUAACAGUGCGGUUUGGAAAGCAUUGAGAACGAUUGAUCCGAUGGACGAGAAGACUAAUCCAUGGAUUGAUGAGAUUGAUGACUUUCCUGUUCAAUCUAAGCCAUGGUCUACACGGUUAAUCACCGCGGCGAAAUCUGUUUCGUGUACUUCUACUAACCAGGUUAGAGGGUUAACCAACUUUAGUACCGGAGUCUAUUUCGUUAGCCAAACCGGUCCACCGGAAAUCCAAUUUCCCGGUGGAUCUCCUUCUGAGGAAGAGUUACCUUCACGGCCAAGUAGAGGACCAGAGUGGGCUCCGUUAGAAGUCCCGGAGCUUCCGAAUACACCGGAGAUAAAUCCGUCGGAAACUCCACCGGAAGUUACAGCGGUUCCUAGUGAUCCACCACCGCUUGGACAGCCGCAGACUCCCGGCCCCGAGUUUCCGGUUCCACCAUCUCCAUCUCCACCGAUGCCAGAUACUCCAAAUCCUCCUACGCCGGAAACGCCACCUGAUGUGACACCUCCGAUUUGGGAACCGCCUCGUCCACCGGAUAUCUUCCCACCGGAGAGUCCACCUCCGGGAAUCGACCCGCCACCGCCUUUAGGCCCUACCAUCAUGUAGUAAAACUCAUUUUACAGUUUUUAGCUUACAGUUUUAUGUUUCCAUGAGACAAUUAAUCACAAUACACAAAUGUUUUUCAU
Arabidopsis arenosa is the source of this 2167-nucleotide messenger RNA. NCBI's taxonomy places the organism in Eukaryota, Viridiplantae, Streptophyta, Magnoliopsida, Brassicales, Brassicaceae. The record is from the annotation of a GenBank genome assembly.